This is a messenger RNA of Mytilus californianus (California mussel), 4072 nucleotides long. RefSeq names its product ankyrin repeat domain-containing protein 50-like. The coding region runs from base 1386 to 3941 and encodes 851 amino acids. The record is from RefSeq and is a predicted model, not a curated record. NCBI's taxonomy places the organism in Eukaryota, Metazoa, Mollusca, Bivalvia, Mytilida, Mytilidae. Gene Ontology annotation, molecular function: protein binding. The transcript has 4 exons.
AGAAAGAUAAUGUAUGAACAUUAAAAUGUCAAUUUCCGACGAUGUUCACUAAAUUAAUCUGUGAAAUAUGUAUUCCUGUCACAAUAUUCUACAUCGCUUUUAACAUCAACAUUUUGAUUUCUCAUGACCCAAAUUCAGUACAUGAUUAUAGUUAACUUAGAAGUCCGUGGCGUUCUAUUGAAAAGUAACUUAAUAAUAAAUAAUUUAUAACAGCAUGAACAAGUGAUAUGUAAUUUGCAUGACUGUAUGCUCCUUUUAAAAAUAGAUCUCAGAGCUUGGCUCAUUGUAUUUUUACACAUCUAUCUACUGUUGAAAACCAUAAUAUUUUGGCGUUAAGAUUCUUUUAUGUUUCAUUUGUUGAUUGGUUGUUGUGUCAUUGCGAAUAACCCGCGUCGAAUUUACUUUUGUUCGAUCAUUCAUGAUAAAGUGAUACUUAUAAAAAAGAAGAUUUGGUAUGAUACUGUUUAUUUGAAGUAUAUAACGUAUGUCAUCUCUUCUAACACUGCACUGCCUCAGUUACUAAGUAAAGACAUUUUAAAUCCUGGGGGAAAAGACUUAACUCAAAGGACAAUACUUUAAAGCAUAUAUGACACGUUCGGACGUUUUUGAUAUAUGUCCCUAUUAGUAAAACAAAUGUUGACAACCAUUCCCCCUUUUUAAAACAAUUAAAAAUGUCAACUUUGCCUUAUGGAGUUGAAACAUUUUUUUCAUUAUAAUUUGAAAUUAUAAACUGACAAUUUUAGAUGUUAAUGUACAAUCACGCUUAUACCAAAAAGAAAAAUGCCUUUUGCGAGAUCCUAAAGGAAAACCAGUAGAGAUUUUAUCUAGCAAAUCUCAACGUAUAGUUUACGCAAAAAUCUUCAUUGUAUACUAAAUAAAUAUUGCCAAGUUGAACGAUUGUUGUUUAUUACACUUUCGGGUAAAAUUAUCAGGUGAAUAUAGCUAUCGAUUUGCAAACCCAUAUUUUCGUCCGACUGUCUUCCAGGUGUAUGUGUGUUCGAAGCAAAUGUGUACCGGCCGAAAACACGAGUGUCCUUUGCUUGAUCAUAAUGUUACAUAGAUGGAAAUCCUGGGAAAGGGACUAACGUAUAUUGAUUUGGGGUUAAAUAGGCGAAAGGUUAAUGCACAAUUACUAACGACAUAUUGAAAACAGCUUUAGAAAAAAAUCAAGAAUAAAAUGAUUGUGUGAUUUAAUUGCAGAUGGUUUUGCGUGGUCAGCUGUUAUAGUUACAUUUGUUUGCAUUACUGUUGUUCUUGUAUUGUUUUUUGUUUAUCGCCUGAGAAAAAAUAGAAAUAACUUCGGUGUUUCAUCAACAUCAAGACACGUGCGGGUGGAAGAAUCUAUACAUUCUAAACCUGAGCAGAAAAAGGAUCUUCAGACAGGAAUGAACGGCUUUAAUAAAAAUGAAACAACAUGCAUGAUUCCGCAUGAUGUUUUAGAUUUACAAAAAAAGGAAAUAAUGAAAUGGAGAGAAAGACAUGUGCUCUUUGAAGAAACUACUGCGUCAAAAACAGUUUCGGCUAAAAUGAAAACCCAUGGAUUUGUAAUAUUAUCAGGUCCCCCUGGAUCCGGUAAAUCUGCCAUAGCAUAUAACACAGCUUUUAUAUUAGAAAAGGAUGCGGAAUUUAAUAUUUUACCUGUCUCGUCACCAGAAGAAAUCCGAAAGUUCUUACUGCCUGAAACAAAACAGGUAUUCGUAAUUGAUGAUCCCGUAGGCAAAUAUACUGUUGAUGACUCACGUAUUCAGCGAUGGAAAAAUGAAGAAACUUUUAUCAAACAAACAUUUACAGAAUGUAAGAAUACGAAACUUAUACUAACGUGCAGAUCGUACAUUUACAAUUCUGGGUUUUGUCGCAAAUUACAAAUCUCGCCAAUACACUGUGAUUUGCUAUCACAUGGUUUGAAAUUGUCUUUAGUUGAAAGAACAAAAAUCUGCCACAGGUAUAACAUACCAAAGUUAAAUGACGAUACUAUCAUGAUGUAUGAGUUCUUGCCUUUGUUAUGUGUUGUUUACUCAAGACAAGAGGAUUCAGCUUUGGCUUUUUUAAAUCCAAAAAAAGUCCUUGCAGAAGAAAUGAUUAACACGAAGGAAAAAUCUGAUAUAGGUUUUCUUGCAAUUGCUUUACUUGUAGUGCGAAAUAACUAUAUUGGUAGGCAAACGUUAAGCCUUGAGAAUCUUACAAGUAAAGAGUUGUUAAAUGAUCUGUACAAUGAAUGUGGAUUUAAAUACUUCCCAUCGACUUCGGUUCUUCUAUCAUCCUUAUGCGACUUGAUUGGAACAUACAUAAACGAAACGGAGGACGGAUUUUCUUGUAUUCACGAUACGCUAUUCGAAAACCUUGCGUUUAUAGUAGGGAGCAGUAUCAUUCAUUGUUUAAUUAAAUAUGGAAGUAGUGUGUUUGUGGCCAAUCGAUUGCAGCUAGUUUCUAUACAAGAAAAACAUGACGAAUUGGUAAUCAUGGUGGAACGGGAACAGGAAGAAUUAUAUUUCCAAAGACUACUUAUGGAUAUAAGAGAAGGAUAUCAUAGCCAUGUGUUUACUGGUAUACAGAUGAAGUAUUCACGAUUUAGAUCAAAACUGCUAACAUUUCUUAAACGUCUAAAAGCUGAAGAUUUAACUGGCGAUAAAAAUAAUUCUACACCUCUUCAUAGUGUAUCAGAACACGGCUUUGAUGAUUUAGCACAUGCAUUUAUGCAAUUAAGAAAAGACCAGCUAAUUCAUCAAGACAAAAACAAAAGAACGCCACUGUACAUGGCUUGUUGUGGGGGCCAUGACAAAGUCGCGCUUACACUUCUUGCGAUCGACAAAUCUUCAUUUGAUAUUACAAAUAAUGACGACUUGACCCCUUUCGAUGCUGCUUCAAAUAAUGGUCAUUCGUCUACAGUACGUUUACUUCUAAAGUACGGUGCAAACAUUGAUAGGCAAGAUAAAAAGACGAAAAGAACAGCGUUGCAAAGAGCUUGCAAAAAUGGACACAGUGAUAUAGUAAAUUUCCUAUUGACUAAAAAAUCUGCCGCUGACAAUUUAGAUAUAUAUGGACUAAAAGCGAUUCAUAUAGCAUGUCAAAGUGGUCAUUUAAAAAUUGUUGAACUUCUUCUUCAAUAUAAAGAUAUGAUAAAUGAAUCUGAUGCUUAUGGCAGAACACCUCUUUUUAUAGCUUGUGAAAACAAUCAUCAAAACAUAGUUGACAUCCUUUUAAAAGGCAAGGCAAAUGUAAAUCAAAGAAGCAAAAUAAAUAUUUCACCUCUUUAUAAAGCAUGUCAAAUUAGAAAUGAAUAUAUAGUAGGACGAUUACUAGAUAAAUCUGCAAAUGUAAAUGCUCAGUCUGGUGAUGGCUCCUCGCCAUUGUACAUCGCUUGUUUUAAAGGUGAAAAUAAAAUUGUUGAAAUGCUUAUAGACAAAAAAGCUGAGGUGAACAUAGCUACUAAACAAGGAUUUACGCCGUUUUUAAUAAGUUGUAGUGAAGACCAUUUAGAAAUAUGUGAAUUAUUGCAACUAAGUGGUGCAAAUAUCAACACAGCCGAUAAAUUUGAGUUUACUCCACUUCAUGUUGCGUGCAGAGAAAAACAUGAACGUAUUGUAAGAUUUUUAAUAGAACAAAAUGCAAAUAUUAAUGCGGUUAACAGAAAAAAAGAGUCGCCGUUAUACAUUUCAUGUAUCAAUGACAGUUCCGACAUUGUUAAACUUUUAUUAAAAAAGGAUGCAGAUGUAAAACUUUGCGAAGAAAAGGGGAAUUCUCCGCUUCAUGCCGCAUGUCUAAAAGGAAACAAACAAAUAGUUCAAUUAUUACUGGAUAGAAAAGCCGAUAAACAUAAAAGAAAUAAAGAUGGAAAGACUCCAUUUGAAAUAGUACAAGGAGGUGAACAUGAUAAAAUGGUAGAGCUGUUGAACCGUGAUAAAGAAUGUGAAUGGACGGAAAUUGUCAAUAAGAAUAAAUAAUUUGUAUAAUAACCAGAAUUUUGUAUAAAUAUUUUACAACCUUAAUGCGUUUUAUUAACAUGUUGAUAACCUUACAGCUGGAGAUAAAAUUUCUAUAUACAAUAUAUAUUUUUGCGCAAUAUGUUACAUGG